UUUAGAUAACUACCUAAAGUCACAUCCGCCCUUCUCUGUGUGUGCUUUCCCCUCGCUUCCCCUAGGGAGAUUGCAUUGGUCUGUUUCGACGUGCGGCUUUUAACGUGUAAAACGUUGGAGUUGAAGAGUUAUUAAGUCUCUGCCACACUGGAACUGCUGCUAAUCCUGCAUCUCCCCCUCAGCCCACCAGUAGCCAGCCCUUCCAACUGCAUGCCAAUCCACAUGGCAUCACGGUACCAACGUCGCCUGUGGCGCUAUGUAAAUGCUGGCCGUCGCCGCAAACUGCACAGACUCUUGAAGCAUCAUCGGAAAGCACUGGACCUGAGUGAGGCUGUGGGGCACAAGAACCGAACCCCUUUGCACCGAUCCUGUGCCCGGCUGGACUACAAAACUGUUGUCCUCUUGCUGGAGUAUGGAGCAGACCCCUCCAUCCUGGACCAACAAGGGGACACUGCCCUACAUGUGGCUGCCCGGCAUGUUGCACGCAAAGGAGGCACUGCAUAUGAAGACCUGUUUGUUCCUUUGCGAAACCGUUGCCCCUCUGCCAUGAGUAUCAGAAACAGAGAUGGAAAAACACCGGGGGACCUGCUGGGACAAACAAAAGAGAAAUGGUGCCCUCAGGAGUUGUUGGAAGAGAGGGAGACAGAACGUGAUGCUGACAGAGAGUGGAAUCGCAAACUUCUUGGCGAGUGGGAGGACGAGAAUCCAGAGACCUGCUGGCAGUACGAAGAGGAUUUCUACACCACCAGCCCAGACCCAGAAUCCUAUGAAGAAUGGUUUGAUCGCAUAGCCCAGGAGUACAGGCAAAAGCGCAGGCGAGUGGAGGAAAAACCCCAGCAGAAACCUAAAACUGAAGCACAAAAGCCUUCCCUCAAAUUGCGCCCCCUAGAGGAGGAGCAUCUACUGUAUGAGAAACGGGCCCGAGCCAAAGAAGCAGAGCUGAAGGAGGCCAAGAGACAGCGCUACGAGGAAGGCUGCAGCCGGGUCUUCUCCACUGACAGUUCAUGUCCUUUGCGUUAUGUGGACAUUCCCUGGCCCUGCCCGAAAGGAACUCCUGAGGAGAUGGCGGCAGUGGCAGUUCACGGCGCCAACCCAUCGGACAGAGCCGCGUACCGGCGCUUCAUCCGGCGGCAGCAGGCUCUCUGGCACCCGGACAAGUUUGCCCAACGCUGUGGCACUCGCUUAGCCGAACAGGAUCGGCGCCGGAUCUUGGACACCGUCACUGCAUUGUCUCAAGCUUUCAAUCGACUAGCUGAAGCUGCCAAAUGACUCUUUGCUGUAUGUGAAUAAAGUUUUCUCCCUCCUGGAA
Molecule: messenger RNA, 1309 nt
Organism: Hemicordylus capensis (graceful crag lizard)
Lineage: Eukaryota; Metazoa; Chordata; Lepidosauria; Squamata; Cordylidae
Gene: NFKBIL1
Product: NFKB inhibitor like 1
Exons: 5
Coding region: 211-1269 (352 amino acids)
Biological process (GO): canonical NF-kappaB signal transduction; negative regulation of toll-like receptor signaling pathway
Cellular component (GO): nucleus
Molecular function (GO): protein binding
Source: RefSeq, a predicted model, not a curated record